This is a messenger RNA of Pantherophis guttatus, 5530 nucleotides long. RefSeq names its product pumilio RNA binding family member 1 (gene PUM1). The record is from RefSeq and is a predicted model, not a curated record. Gene Ontology annotation, molecular function: mRNA 3'-UTR binding. Gene Ontology annotation, cellular component: cytoplasm; cytosol. Lineage: Eukaryota; Metazoa; Chordata; Lepidosauria; Squamata; Colubridae. Gene Ontology annotation, biological process: regulation of mRNA stability; miRNA processing.
ACGCCGUGGGUGAAACUCCGCGGCGCCCGAGCUUCUCUCGCGCUCCAGCCUCAACUUCCCAGAAUGCAGCGCGCCUCCCCGAGUCCCCAGUGCGCCGCCAUGUUGUUGAAGUGAAAGGCAGGGGGAGCGGCAGCCAGAGCUAGAGGCCGGGGGGAGGGGGGGGCCGUUGAGAUCCGUCUUCAUCCUACCGUUCCGCCCGUACUGGUGGAAUGAGCGUUGCAUGUGUUUUGAAGAGAAAAGCAGUGCUCUGGCAGGACUCUUUCAGCCCCCACCUGAAACAGCACAGUCAAGAUACAGCUAAUCCCAACAUGCCUGUUGUUUUGACAUCUGGAACAGGGUCCCAGGCUCAGACACAGCCAGCUGCAAAUCAAGCCCUUGCAGCAGGGACCCACUCCAGCCCUGUUCCUGGAUCCAUAGGGGUUGCAGGUCGCUCCCAGGACGACGCAAUGGUGGAUUACUUCUUUCAGAGGCAGCAUGGUGAGCAGCUUGGGGGAGGCGGAAGUGGUGGAGGCAGCUAUAAUAACAGCAAACAUCGGUGGCCUACUGGGGAUAACAUUCAUGCUGAACAUCAGGUUCGAUCCAUGGAUGAAUUAAAUCAUGAUUUUCAAGCACUUGCUUUGGAAGGAAGGGCGAUGGGGGAGCAGCUUUUGCCAGGGAAAAAAUUUUGGGAAUCUGACGAUUCAAGCAAAGAUGGACCAAAAGGAAUAUUUUUGGGUGAUCAGUGGAGAGACAGCGCUUGGGGGACAUCAGAUCAUUCUGUUUCCCAACCAAUCAUGGUUCAGAGAAGACCUGGUCAAGGUUUUCACGUGAAUAAUGAAGUUAAUUCAGUGCUGUCUCCACGAUCGGAAAGUGGUGGGCUUGGCGUUAGCAUGGUAGAAUAUGUGUUGAGUUCAUCCCCUGGGGACUCCUGCCUCAGAAAAGGAGGAUUUGGGCCAAGGGAUGCAGAGAAUGAUGACAAUGAUAAAGGAGACAAGAAAAAUAAGGGUACAUUUGAUGGCGAUAAAUUAGGUGAUUUGAAGGAAGAGGGAGACGUAAUGGACAAGGCUAAUGGUUUGCCUGUGCAAAAUGGAAUCGAUGCGGAUGCAAAAGAUUUUAGCAAACCAGGAAAAAGAACUGGAGUGCUUCUCCCAAUUCCUUCUUCCAGAAGGAGAGGCAGAACACCAGGAAACUGUCAGAACUCUGCCAAUGAUGUGGAUCUUUUAGGGCCAAACCAGAAUGGAUCAGAGAGCUUAGCCCAGUUAGCUAAUACUAAUGGUGCCAAGCCCGUGGAGGAUUUCUCUAACAUGGAGUCCCAGAGUGUUCCUCUGGAUCCCAUGGAGCAUGUUGGCAUGGAGCCACUUCAGUUUGAUUACUCUGGCACCCAAGUACCUGUGGAUUCUGCUGCGGCAACUGUGGGCUUAUUUGAUUACAACUCACAACAACAGCUGUUCCAAAGACCGAAUGCACUCGCUGUCCAGCAACUGACAGCAGCCCAACAACAGCAAUACGCAUUAGCAGCUGCCCAUCAGCCUCACAUAGGUAUGUUUUCAGCAGGUUUAGCCCCUGCUGCCUUUGUGCCCAACCCUUACAUCAUCAGCGCUGCUCCACCAGGAACGGAUCCCUACGCAGCAGGACUUGCAGCAGCUGCGACUUUAGGGCCUGCCGUUGUCCCCCAUCAAUAUUAUGGAGUAGCUCCCUGGGGAGUAUAUCCCGCCAGUCUUUUCCAGCAACAAGCUGCCGCCGCCGCUGCCACAAACUCCUCCAAUCAACAGACCUCUCAGCAGACCCAACAAGGGCAACAGCAGGUUCUCCGGGGAGGAGCCAGCCAGCGCCCUUUGACCCCAAAUCAGAACCAACAGGGCCAGCAGACGGAUCCUUUAGUGGCUGCAGCAGCAGUGAAUUCAGCUCUUGCUUUCGGACAGGGGCUGGCAGCAGGAAUGCCAGGUUAUCCAGUCCUGGCUCCUGCUGCCUAUUAUGACCAAACAGGUGCUCUUGUGGUGAAUACAGGGGCAAGGAAUGGCCUUGGAGCUCCGGUACGGCUGGUAGCUCCUGCUCCUGUCAUCAUCAGUUCCUCAGCUGCACAAGCAGCGGUUGCAGCUGCUGCAGCUUCAGCAAACGGUGCUGCUGGUGGCCUCGCAGGAACGACCAGUGGACCAUUUCGACCUCUCGGGACUCAACAGCCUCAGCCGCAGCAACAGCCCACCAGCAACUUGGCCUCCAGCUCCUUUUACGGCAACAAUUCCCUAACUAGCAAUUCGCAGAGCAGCUCGCUCUUUUCUCAGGGCUCUGCCCAACCUGCCAACACUUCCCUCGGCUUUGGGAGCAGCAGUUCCCUUGGUGCUACCCUGGGGUCUGCGCUGGGAGGCUUCGGAACAGCAGUUGCCAAUUCCAACACAGGCAGCGGUUCUCGCAGAGAUUCCCUCACAGGCAGCACUGAUCUCUACAAGAGGACAUCCAGCAAUUUGACUCCUAUAGGACAUAGCUUUUAUAAUGGCCUUGGAUUUUCCUCUUCACCGGGUCCGGUAGGCAUGCCUUUGCCUAGUCAAGGACCUGGCCAUUCUCAGACUCCCCCACCAUCUUUGUCUUCUCAUGGCUCCUCUUCAAGCUUAAACCUUGGCGGUCUCACAAAUGGAAGUGGCCGUUACAUCUCUGCUGCCCCUGGAGCUGAAGCCAAGUACCGGAGUGCAAGCAGCGCUUCCAGUCUCUUCAGUCCCAGCAGCACCCUCUUCCCGUCCUCGCGUUUGCGCUAUGGGAUGUCCGAUGUCAUGCCCUCCGGCCGCAGCAGGCUGCUCGAAGACUUCCGUAAUAACCGGUACCCAAACCUGCAGUUGAGAGAGAUUGCUGGUCACAUUAUGGAAUUUUCCCAGGAUCAACAUGGAUCAAGGUUUAUCCAGCUUAAACUGGAACGUGCCACCCCAGCUGAAAGACAGCUUGUCUUCAAUGAAAUCCUACAGGCAGCCUAUCAGCUGAUGGUUGAUGUAUUUGGAAAUUAUGUAAUCCAGAAAUUUUUUGAGUUUGGCAGCCUAGAACAGAAGCUGGCCUUAGCAGAACGUAUCCGUGGCCAUGUCCUUUCCCUGGCUUUGCAGAUGUACGGCUGCCGAGUUAUACAAAAGGCUCUUGAGUUUAUUCCCCCAGACCAGCAGGUAAUUAACGAGAUGGUCCGAGAACUGGAUGGCCACGUCUUGAAAUGUGUAAAAGACCAGAAUGGAAAUCAUGUUGUGCAAAAAUGCAUUGAAUGUGUGCAGCCACAAUCCUUGCAGUUUAUAAUUGAUGCAUUUAAGGGGCAGGUGUUUGCCUUGUCAACCCAUCCCUAUGGCUGCCGGGUCAUUCAGAGGAUCCUUGAACACUGUCUACCUGAACAGACCCUCCCUAUCCUGGAAGAGCUUCAUCAACACACAGAACAGCUUGUGCAGGAUCAAUAUGGGAACUAUGUUAUCCAACAUGUACUUGAACAUGGGCGACCUGAAGAUAAAAGCAAGAUCGUGGCAGAAAUUAGAGGCAACGUGCUUGUACUGAGUCAGCACAAAUUUGCCAGCAAUGUCGUGGAGAAAUGCGUCACGCAUGCCUCCCGCACUGAACGAGCCAUGCUGAUUGAUGAGGUGUGUACUAUGAACGAUGGCCCUCACAGUGCCUUAUACACCAUGAUGAAAGAUCAGUAUGCCAAUUACGUGGUACAGAAAAUGAUUGAUGUGGCAGAGCCAGCCCAAAGGAAGAUUGUGAUGCACAAGAUCCGACCUCACAUUGCCACUCUCCGCAAAUACACGUACGGGAAACACAUCUUGGCCAAGCUGGAGAAGUAUUACAUGAAGAACGGGGUUGACCUUGGGCCUAUUUGUGGACCACCAAAUGGCAUCAUCUGAAACACUGAGCUGCGGAAGAGAAUUUGUGACCAUAGUACCUGGAAUUCACAACCAGCAACCUGUCAAGCUCUAAUAUAUACUUUGAAAAAUAUUCAUGGUUGCUCAACAUAUAGAUAUUACGAGAACGACAAAAUAAAACUAGUCAACAAAUUUAAACAGAAAAAAGCUGGGAGGGGAAGGGAGGAAAAAAAAAUCCCCUUUGUAAAUUUCUUUAAUUUUAUCCUGCAUAACAUGUACUAAUUAUUUUUUUAAAUUGCCCUGCUGUUUCAGUGGUGUAUAGAAUUCUUGUACAUAGGCAACAAAUGUACAUGGAAAGCCACAUUUUUGUUCACUGAUGUAACUAUUUCAAAUAUGGAAACUUUCAAAGUGGCUAAUAUGAAAUUUAAAAAAAAAAAAAACGUUUUUAACUCCUCUACCUUACAGGAGAGCUUUUUGGAAACAACCGUUUUGUUCUCUUUUAGUCCACACUCAAGGAGAAGUUUUAGUUAAAUUGCGCAGAUCUGCAUUUAACACUGUUUAUAAAUUAAAAAAAAAAAUCAGUUUGCUAAAGCUUCAAUUUAAGGUAAGUUUUUAAGUUUCACAGACUUUUAAAAAAUUCCUUUUUCAUAGUACUAAGUGCUAAAGAAUUGAGCUUAGCAGUCAACUUUGGGGAGAAAACAUACACACCAAGAGUUUUUUUUAAAUAGCUGGUUGGUGUGUGGUUACUGCCCUACUACAGUUCUUCUGUUAACACAGAGGCAAUUUUUUUUAAUUAUUUAGCAUGUAGAAAAGAAUCCAAUUCAACUUUGGUCUUGCUUCUAUAAAUAUAUAGUGUAUACUUGGUGUAGACUUUGCAUAUAUAAAAAUUUGUAGUAUUUUCUUGUUUUGAUGUCUAAUCUGUAUCUAUAAUGUACCCUAGUAGUGGAACAUACUUUUGAUUGUACAAUUGUACAUUUGUAAACCUCUGUAAUGUAAAUGUGGAGAAGUUUGAAUCAACAUAAACCCAUUUUUGGUAAGAAAAUAAAUUAGCAAAACCUGUGCAUUUCAGUGUAUAUUCACCCCUUUUAUGGUCGUAGCAUAUAGUGUUGUAUAUUGUAAAUUGUAAUUUCAACCAGAAGUAAAUUUUUUUCUUUGGAAAGAAAUGUUCUCUUUAUACAGCCUGGUUAAUGUUUAAAAGGAAAAAUGCUUGGGUUUUUUUUUUUUUUUAUUUGUCACCUAGUCAAGAGAGUAGCAAUCCUUUCUAAAUGUUACACACAAACGAUUCAGUUAAAAAAUAGUGUUUAUUUGACUCUUUGAAAAAAGAAAAGCAAUGUUUUACUUAUUUUGUGGCAGUAAAAAAAUAAAAUAAAAACACACCCCUUAAUUCCUUUUCAAUCAGAGUCCCUCUCUCACCUUGUAAAGUGUGAAAUCACUUUGCCUUUUUGUACAGAAGAUAAACUGUAUUUUGCAUUUUGUCUACUUGUAAGUGAAUGUAACAUACUGUCAAUUUUCCUUGUUUGAAUAUAGAAUUGUAACACUACACGGUGUACAUUUACAGAGCCUUGUGUAUAUUUCCAAUGAACCUUUUUGCGAGCACACUUGUAACCAUAUGUGUAUAAUUAACAAACCUGUGUAUGCUUAUGCCUGGGCAACUAUUUUUUGUAACUCUUGUGUAGAUUGUCUCUAAACAAUGUGUGAUCUUUAUUUUGAAAAAUACAGAACUUUGGAAUCUG